AUGGUUGCAAUAGAACCAUUUGUAGUUGAAGCACCUAUGAACAAGCAGAACAUUUUUGAAGGGAAGAGGUAUGAAGUGCUCAACUUAGGAGGGAGCAUAGACAAGGAAUCUGACGUUGGAAAGAAGCUACUGGAUAUCAAAGCAAAAGGAUCACAGCUCCUCUUAGAAAUCAGCGAAUGUAAGCAGACCCUUGAGCAGGAGAGCAACAUAACUGCUAGAUUCCCUGCUGCAGUACAGGAGAUGGAUAUUAAGUCCUUGGAGGAGGAAUACAAAGGUCUACAAGGUGAUGGAGCUGGAGAAGCCGAGUACUUCCAGUCUCUUGAAGAACAAAUCAUUAAAAUGAAGGGAGUUUCUGAUCCUAUUAAAUGCUGUUGCGGACUGGAGUACAAUGUAGAACUAGGCGGGGAGUCCAUGGGUGUAAGAUAA
This is a messenger RNA of Triticum turgidum subsp. durum (durum wheat), 426 nucleotides long. NCBI's taxonomy places the organism in Eukaryota, Viridiplantae, Streptophyta, Magnoliopsida, Poales, Poaceae. The record is from the annotation of a GenBank genome assembly.